This is a messenger RNA of Anthostomella pinea, 2835 nucleotides long. The record is from the annotation of a GenBank genome assembly. NCBI's taxonomy places the organism in Eukaryota, Fungi, Ascomycota, Sordariomycetes, Xylariales, Xylariaceae.
AUGGCCGACGAAGUCGAGCGGCUUGCCAUUGCGCCCUUCAGAGAAAUUGUCGAUAAAGGCAGGACUGCCGUUGAAAAUGCUCAGGGCACGAGCGAAGAUGUCUCGGCGCCCAUGCUCAAGGCGGCGCAAAACCUCGUUAAAGAAGGCGAGAGAGCAUUGAGGAGGAUCGAGCCGCUCUGCACCAAAAGCUACGACGAAUAUGGCGCAACCUUCAUUGACGCCAUCAAGGAGAACGACGAGAUUGCGCAGUAUCGAUCUGAACUGGAGGACCUGUUGUGGGACUUUGAUGACUUCAUCGAGGUUGACGAGUUCGAUGCCGCCAAGUUUGACGAGCUGCAGAAGUCUUCGCGGAAAGCUGCACCGAAGAUCGUUGAUAUACUGAAGCGGAUGAAGCUCGUUGCUACUGCUACUGCUCCGCCAUCGGUAUCAUCACAGCCCUCGAGAGCCGUGUCGACACCACCAGAUGAGUCGGCAGCGCACGCGCGCCAGGAACCAAGUGCAACAAGUAUAGUUCUCGACCCGCCGCCGUCGGCAACGGAUAGGCUGAUGGAAGAGGCAGAACGGCAACUGAGUAGCAUGAUGGGAGCAGUGGCCGGUCCGGACCCAGGUUUUGAGGGAGAAUGGGGACCGCAUUACCCGUCGCGGCCCACGAACCAUCUCGACAGAAGUACUUCACACCAUUCGGAUACCUCCGAGACACCCUCGGAGCCUCCACCUGAACCACCGUCCGCUGACCCUUGGCAAGUUGGCAGACCACCACCGACGGGCCGGAACGGGCACCCCGCUGCUGGGAAUAGAUGGGAGCGUCGCCCUCUACUAGCAGAAGACUCGCCGACUAUCCCUCAAACAUAUCCAGUCACUUCACACGGAGAGCCCACUGGUCCUCUGCGCCUUCGGAAAUUCGAUGAGGGAUACCACGACGACCCGGACCAGCGCAUGCGUGCUUCUUCGCAGAGCUUGGGAACGGACAGUAGUGAGGGCUCUCGAUCUCCGCUACAAAGUCACAGAUGGACGAACUCUACGCACAGCUCAAGCGAUUCAAUGCGACUUCCUGCCCAAGCUCAACGCUCACAUAGCGGAUUUCCCCGUUCCAACCGAUCUCCUUCGCAUAGCAACGAAAACCCGGGAUGGCCUGGGAAAACGCACGAUGCUCCAGCCAGCCAGGCACCCUCAGACACUUCAUCCGUACUGGACACUCCAUCGAUUCCCGAAAACAGCGCCGUCAACACUCAGGGGAACCUUAGCCCAAGAAGCAGUCUAUCAAACAACUCAAACUUCCCGUCGCGGACAGCCUCUGUGACCAAACAAAACUCACAUGUUCACUCAUCGAAACAGCCGUCAACGGAAUCCGUCAACAGUUCCGUUUUUGAUGUAGUUGAUUGCGCAAACCCAACCAGCCCCGUCACCCCAGGACACAGAAACUCGCUUCAGUCCACAACGUCUAGUACCCCCAGCAAUACAUACUCAACCAGCACACAGCCGCCGGCUUACCCGGGCCAUCCACCAGUAUAUGAGUAUUCUGGAGGAGGACCCAACAGAUCACCGGGCACAACGAUCCGGAACCAUUCUUCAUCCACUCUCACAGUUCAACCUAACAGGGAGUCAUUCCAGUACCAUCACGGGCCGGACGAAGGUUUGAUACCAGUCGACAUGGAGGAUCCAAUGUUUCGCGAACCCUCGAUGCCGUUGCGAGAGCCGGAUUGCGGCAUAGGGCCCUUCAGCUCUUUUUACAAGCUAAAGGGCUUCUGCAAAGGAGCCGAAGAGGCUAUGAGAGGUCAGCUCGGUUUCAAGAAAAUCAAGCGACCUGUCGGCGGGUUUUCGAUGGCACUGGUGGCUAAGUGCAAUCAUUGUUUGUAUGAGCUUGACUACAAAUCAGUAGAGCAGGAUAUGAACAACGAACCUGGUGCAAGUUUCACUGCGAACGGCAUUGGUUUCCGUCUGCGUGUACUCCAGAAGAGCCAUCUGCAAGUACGACACGUCGACGAGCAGAUGUACGGGUGCAUAUUCUGCGUCCAUGAAAAUCGGACCGUUGAAGAAAGCGAUGCCACCGUCUUCUUCAACCAGAGACAGCUUUUCGCCCACAUGGCGCGGCAUCCUCGCCCACUCCCCGAUAUAGCCGGUGUCACUAUUCUAAAGGAGCCGGAACUGACGCCGAACGCGAGGCACAAUUUCGACCUGCACUUCCCGCACCCAUCGGUCCAGAGCGUCAUGACUGGGCUCUCGCGGGAGAUCGCCCGGCUCCCGACGGCCGUGGCGACGGAGACCAGGAAGACGCAGAACGGGGUCAUGCGCACGCCGCCGGACCGGACACCCGUGCUGCAUUUCGCCUUGGGCGCCAAGAUCGUCGGCAUCGAGUUUCCGCUGAAGUACGAGGGCAAAUGGGGUAUCGGGUGGCAUGACGGGUUGCGUGCAGCCUUUGAGGUCGACGCAGUGCAGAUCGAUGCGCCUCCGAAAGGCGAGGUCAAGAUGCAAGGGACGAGUAAUGUACAGGCGGUGGCGCGCUGGAAAUGGAGCCAGAAGGGCGAUGAGCAGUGGCUGAAGUUCGACAAGGGGGAUGUCAUCAAGAACAUCGCAUGGGCUUAUGCAGACCACUGGUGCUGGUCGGGCACAACAGCCAAGGGCUGGGGCGUCUUCCCGCAGUCGCAUCUCGACCCAAACUCGAUCCGAACCACGCAGCCGGGCGACGCGUCUAGCGUCUCGAGCUGGGAGAAGAAGGGGCCGCUGUGGUUCUCGCUCCGCAAGAACAACAAUGCCGACCGUAAGCUCGCCUCUCCCGUGGUCGGGAACCCGCCUUCGUCGUUGAUCGCGUCCUCCUCGGCCACACGCCCCGUAUAG